AUGCAAACACUCAAAUACUUACAAAAGAAGGAAUAUGAAGAGAAGAUUCUGAAAUCUGUUAUUCGAAAUCUUAAAGCUGCUUCUUCCAAAGGAGGCAAGGCUACAUUAAAAAGCGAUGAUUGUUUGAGGGACUCCGUUCAAAUCAGUUGCUUGAGAAACAAUUUGUUGGUGGCAAUGCCUGAACACUCAGUGUCAGAGAGCACAGAUUCAGAAUUUAAGACAUCUAUUUCACAGGCUCUUUCUAAGCUCCCAGAGGGUAAUAUGCUCGAUGAUACUGAAGUUUCUCAAGUGUCAAUUUACAAAAAAAUAUGGUUUGAAGCAGAAGCUUCGGUGUGUAAACUCAAAUAUGAGCUUCAACGUUCCCGUAUGAAGCUUGCAACAAUGGAAGUUUUCAGCAACACGCAAACAGUUCCAAUUGACCCGUCAGAAAGUGAAAAAGCCUCCAGAGUAACCAUAUCUGAUGGCCAACCACGUAAUCAUGCCAAAUAUUGCAGUUCAUGUGCUGCGACCUUGCAAUGUCAUGGAGGAGGUAGUGAGAGCAGUCAAUCUUCUUCUCUGAUAAAUAGAGUGACAACUCAACAUUCCACUUAUGUUUUAGCUGCUCAAGUCCCGGCUGCUUCCCCAGUGCCUCCGCCGCCUGCAUUGGUGUCACAGCCUUACACGGCCGCGCCCGACAAUCCUUCAGAACCAUACUGUGGUUACUGUCAUAAGUUGGGGCUCACCCCUCAUCCAUGCUACAAGAAGAAUGAUCAAGGAGACAAUAUUUUUAGUGGCGCCUCUUCUCUGCCAGGUCCAUGCCAGAGCUCCUCCACCGGCCAGGAGCUUCUCACUCAACCACCACCACCUCCUCCUUCAGAUAUAUCAUCUCCAGGGUCCAUUAUUGCUACAAAUAAGAGCAUCGUAAAUGGUCUUGAUGCUGAAAUAUUUGCUCAAAUGAAAGUUCUGGAAUCCCGUAUUGAUAAUAUAAGCUCUUUGGGUGAGAGUAAGUGUGAGAGGCAGCAAGAACCUAGCAAGGGAUCAUACCCCGUUGAAGAUGAUGUUUUGGCGAGGCUGAGAAUUUUGAAGUCCCGCCCUGAUUACAUAACCUCGUUGGGUUUGGAAAGCAGCAACCAUCAGCUAGACACAAGUAUACAUGCAUCAGAUGAGGUUCAUGAAAUGUUUGCUCGAUUGAAAGUUUUGGAGUCCCGCAUUGACAAAAUAAGCCCUUUGGGUGACAACAAGUGUGAACAGCAGGAAAAAGGAAGUGAGGGAUUAUAUCCAGUCGAAGAUGCUGUUUUGGCGAGGCUACAAAUUUUGAAGUCCUGUGCUGAUAAUACUUCUCUGGGUCUGGAAAGCAACAAACAGCAGCUAAAUGCAAGCACGGACAUAUCAGAUGAGGUUGAAGAUGUUAUUAUGGCCAGGCUGGAAAUUUUGAAGUCCCAUCCAGAUGUGGAGGCAUCCUCCAUUGAGGCUGUUGAAGGUGUGGAGCACCCUUGUGCUGUGGGGCUGCGAGUCUCUAGUCACCAGUUACUUCCAUCGCCUGCUGCAGUGUUCGAGAAAACAACAUUGCUAUCGGCUACCGAACCACUAGAGGUCACUGGAGAGACUCCAGCCAUCCUGAUCUCGUCGUCUAACAAAGCACCACCUUUGUGUAGACUUAAAGAUGCACCUUCAGUGAUGGAGAAAGAUCAUUCAGGGUUGGCAGAGGAAGCUCUGCAUUCUGCGCCGUUGUUAAGUGUGCCCCAAGAAGCCGGGGGCUUGGCACAAAAGACUGCAAAAGCUAAGCGCCAUCCGCACGGGCCUACGCCAAGAAGAUUUCGUCUUCCUUCCACCGUCAAAAUAAAGUGUCCCAUCUCAGAGUAG
Messenger RNA from Triticum turgidum subsp. durum (durum wheat), 1842 nucleotides. Lineage: Eukaryota; Viridiplantae; Streptophyta; Magnoliopsida; Poales; Poaceae. The record is from the annotation of a GenBank genome assembly.